Sorghum bicolor (sorghum) is the source of this 1330-nucleotide messenger RNA. Its product is annotated as formyltetrahydrofolate deformylase 2, mitochondrial. Gene Ontology annotation, molecular function: formyltetrahydrofolate deformylase activity. The transcript has 8 exons. Gene Ontology annotation, biological process: 'de novo' IMP biosynthetic process. The record is from RefSeq and is a predicted model, not a curated record. The coding region runs from base 191 to 1102 and encodes 303 amino acids. Lineage: Eukaryota; Viridiplantae; Streptophyta; Magnoliopsida; Poales; Poaceae.
ACCCCACCCCUUCACCCAAGGAGGGGGAGGGGAGGGGAGGGGAGAGGGCCGAGGCGAGGGAAGGCGAGGAAUCCCUCCUCCAUCCACCAACCGUCCCGCCUGUGUUCUUCUUCUCUGGUGCCCGGCCCCGGCUGUUCCUGCUCGCGGCUCGGGAAGCCCUCCUCCCCCCACCCAUCAUCCAUCCAAUGCGAUGCUAUCGUUGGCGCGCCGGCCGCUCUCCGCCACCGUCCCCGCGGGCAACCUCCUCGGCAUCCAUCUCUUCCAGUGCCCCGACGCCGUUGGCAUCGUCGCCAAGCUCUCGGAAUGCAUCGCCUCCCGCGGCGGCAACAUCCACAGCGUCGACGUCUUCGUCCCCGACGACAAGCCCGUCUUCUACUCCCGCAGUGAGUUCACCUACAACCCAAGGCUCUGGCCGCGCCAUGAGCUCCACAACGAUUUCCUCAAUCUCUCCCGCUGCUUCAAUGCACACACAUCCACCGUACGAGUACCCGACCUUGACCCCAAAUACAACAUCUCCAUCCUCGCAUCAAAGCAGGACCACUGCUUGUUCGAUUUGCUCCAUAGAUGGCAAGAAGGCAGGCUUCCACUACACAUUAGUUGCGUCAUAAGCAACCAUGAUAGACCACAAGAUAAUCAUGUACGGCGUUUUCUCCAGAGGCAUGGAAUCCCAUACCACUACUUACCCACUGCACCUGGCAACAAAAGAGAGCAAGAGAUCUUGGAAUUGAUCCAGGGUACAGAUUUUGUUGUGCUGGCAAGAUACAUGCAGAUACUCUCAGAAAGCUUCUUAAAAGCAUAUGGUAAAGACAUUAUCAAUAUUCAUCAUGGCCUUCUUCCCUCAUUUAAGGGAGGGAGUCCUUCAAGACAGGCCUUCAAUGCUGGGGUGAAGUUAAUCGGGGCAACUAGCCAUUUCGUCACUCAGGAACUUGAUGCUGGGCCAAUCAUUGAACAGAUGGUUGAACGAGUUUCUCACCGAGACACGUUACAGAGUUUUGUUGUCAAGUCUGAGAACCUUGAGAAGCAGUGCCUAGCAGAGGCUAUCAAGUCAUACUGCGAGCUUCGUGUCCUACCAUAUGAACUGAAGAAGACUGUCGUGUUCUGAGCUCCCUUUAUUUUUCUGUCUUAUACUCUUGUGGAUUGGUGUGUGUAUAUUUUUUUUCCCUCACAGAACAAGUGAUAGAUGAUUCACUUUUUGAUAUAUCUCAGCAAUCGCUUCCUAGCUCUGUAUGAUCGUGCAUAACUUACUCCAUUGGUUGAUAUCACGAGCAUACUUGAGCUGUGGCAACAGUUAUUCAUCGAAUACUUGCUUGUUCGUGGCAAUUUUGAUUCA